CUCCUCCACGUGUCACCUCUAUAUCUCACCUUCUCAACCGAAAAUUUUCACUUUUCCCCUCUAUUCUCUCUCAAUAGCUCUGCAAUUUUUUAGGUUGCGGUUUUCACCAUGAGUGGUGCUACGAACCAGUUAAUAUCUGUUAGUCCGCCGGAGCUCAGGUUCCAAUUUGAGUUGGAUAAACAAAGCUACUGCGAUCUUAAAGUCACAAACAGCACAGAGCAUUCUGUUGCUUUUAAGGUGAAAACUACUUCCCCAAAGAAGUACUUUGUUCGACCGAACACUGGUAUAAUACAGCCCUGGGAUUCAUGUUUCAUUCGAGUCACCCUUCAAGCUCAAAAGGAAUACCCACCGGAUAUGCAAUGCAAGGACAAAUUCCUCCUACAGAGCACAAUUGUGAAUAAUGACAUUGAUGAACUUUCUCCGGAUACUUUCAACAAGGAAGGUGGAAGAACCGUAGAAGAGUCCAAGCUUAGGGUUGUUUACAUAUCUCCUCAUUCAUCUCCUGGACAUUCUGAAGAUUUUAAACAAAGUUCUGAUUUCACCUCUAAUCAAGCAUUGCAGCGUAUCAAAGAUGAAAGAGAUGCAGCUGUCCGACAAACACAACAGCUGUUACAGGAACUGGAAAUUAUGAAGAGACGAAGAAAUCGGAAUGAUCCAGGCUUCUCUCUAAAGUUUGCAAUUGUUGUCGGAGUCAUUGGCCUAAUGGUUGGCUUUCUGCUGAAACUGUUGUCAUCGCCUUCUGUAGAAUAGCUCAAGUUUCUUCAUUCUUGGAUUUUACUGUAUAAUUUUCUAGUGCUGAUGAAGGGAAGAGCUUUCUAGCUCUGUUAAUUUUGUGUAAAUUGAUCAAUUUAUAUAAUUUUUUUAAUUUUUAA
Nicotiana attenuata is the source of this 872-nucleotide messenger RNA. RefSeq names its product vesicle-associated protein 2-1-like. The record is from RefSeq and is a predicted model, not a curated record. Bases 109 to 750 code for a protein of 213 amino acids. Gene Ontology annotation, biological process: endoplasmic reticulum membrane organization. NCBI's taxonomy places the organism in Eukaryota, Viridiplantae, Streptophyta, Magnoliopsida, Solanales, Solanaceae. Gene Ontology annotation, cellular component: plasma membrane; endoplasmic reticulum membrane. The transcript is spliced from 8 exons.